Syngnathus typhle (broad-nosed pipefish) is the source of this 2971-nucleotide messenger RNA. RefSeq names its product growth differentiation factor 10a (gene gdf10a). Gene Ontology annotation, molecular function: growth factor activity; cytokine activity. The transcript has 3 exons. Gene Ontology annotation, biological process: SMAD protein signal transduction; BMP signaling pathway. Lineage: Eukaryota; Metazoa; Chordata; Actinopteri; Syngnathiformes; Syngnathidae. Gene Ontology annotation, cellular component: extracellular region. The record is from RefSeq and is a predicted model, not a curated record. Bases 1 to 1518 code for a protein of 505 amino acids.
AUGUUCUCCACGCACCUGCAGCAGUUCGUUUUGAAGUGUUUCCUUGUUGUGGCGUCGGUUCCGAUCGCGCAGGGAGCAAGCUUCCCUCGGCCGCCCUCCUCAGGUGAACUGGACCAGGACGUGCUCCUCCAACACAUGUCCAAAUUGCAUGAGAGAUGCAACAAGGAGCAGCGUCUCAAAGAAGGCAACACUGCCAGGAGCUUCAGAGCAAGCCAAGUGCCCUCUGACCUUAGGACAGUCUACCAUCUAAACCUCACAACCCUGCAGGACUCUGAGGUCAUCCUGUCAGCCACAUUCCACUUCCUGCUAGGACGGCUCCCUCCCCAAAAAGCGUGGAUCUGUAAACGCUUCAAGAGCGCAUCCUGCCGGUCCUCGGCCACGCAGCCCUCUCCGCUCGUCAGCCUACUCCUUCGUGCUGUCUCCUCAGGGUCGGGAGUCAGUUCUGGGUCAUCCGGGUCGUUCCUAGCCAAUGUGACCUUCCACCCCAACAGGAGAGGGGUGUGGCAGAUGAAAGACGUGACCCAGGUCAUACAGGAGGCGAGGGAUAAGGGUCACCGCCUGGUGUCAGUGGAGUUGGACUUAGGGCAGCAUUACAAAGCAGAGGACUCAGGCUACCUGUUAGUCUACGCAGAUGACCUUGCCUUGGCAGAACCUAACAGCGUGUACCCAAGUCUUCAGAGAUACGACCCGUUUUCUGAGAGUGGCGAGUCCUUGCAGUCCCCCGACCUCAUGUACGGACCCAAUUUCUCACCACAGUUUAAAGGACGUGUAAGGAGGGAAGCUACUUCUCUCCCAGACUCCAUCCAGAACAAUGAGCUGCCCGAGGUUGACUACAGAACUGAUGGAUACAGGAAGGACGACCUUUGGGAGAGCUCAUGGUAUCCGGUCCUCAAAGCCAAACCGAAGGCUGGGAAGCAGGAAAAGAAACGGAAAAGCCACGAGGAUGGGGGCAAGCAAAGUAGAGGUGGACAUGAUAAAGACGAAUCAACACAAAGAACAUCAGACAGGUCUAAAUUUGAAGCCUCAUCUGUGAGAAGAUACAAAGAGGUGGAUAGUCAAAGACAAGCGCAGAAACAUGAGGUGAAGAAUGUAAGGAAGCACAAUAAGGCAAGUGUUCAUCACUCCCGCUCACCUCUUUUGAAUUUUGAUGAUGAGACCAUGCGCAAGGCCAGAAGAAAACAAUGGGCAGACACUCGGCACCACGGGUGCUCCAGAAAGAACCUCCGGGUGGAUUUCGCAGACAUCGGCUGGAGCGAGUGGAUCGUCGCACCCAAGGCUUUUGACGCCUACUACUGCUCAGGCACAUGUGGAUUCCCAAUGCCCAAGGUGGUGAGGCCCUCAAACCACGCCACCAUCCAAAGCAUAGUCCGAGCAGUCGGGAUUAUUUCCGGGGUUCCAGAGCCUUGCUGUGUACCGGAGAGGAUGAGUCCUUUGGCAGUACUUUACCGAGAAGAAUCCAAGGAUCUGGUGCUCAAGAUGUACCCCGAUAUGUCUGUCCAGUCCUGCUCCUGCAGAUGAAAUGAUGACAGCGAAGGCAAAGGACAGAACAAGCCUGAUGCAGAGUGAAACAAAAAAAGACUUAUGGACAAUGAAAAAUAACUUUUAGUCGUUCUACGUUUUCUGUGGAGACAACAUUUUCAGGAAAGAAUCAUUGUCCCAGUAAUGUUCAUAAUGAUAACUUAAACAGCAAUUUCUCUAUUUAUACUUGUCACAUCUGGAAAUCCUUCUGAGCACGUUCCCUCUCAUAACACCUUUAAAGUAUUACAAUGAAAACAGGAUUUUUUUUUUCAGUAAUAAGGCUAUAAGCUACUGUUUUAGAUGUGUCUUUGUACAUAUGUGUUUAAAUUAUGAAAAGGUCAAAGGUAGCUGUCUAUAAAGUAGAAUAAAAAUAGUAAUUUAAUCCAACACUAGUAUAUAUUUUAAAAAACAUUUUUAUCUGUGUUAUUCUUUGUUCUAUGCUUGGUUUGUGGAGGAGGGUGGGGUGGGUUGUUUAAACAAACCUAGUAGGCAAGCACCACUGUUCAAAAAGAAGCAACUACAAAGGCAGGAAGAUUCCACUCCAAGAUACCUUCCCCCCAGCCUCCAGAAGCCCCUUGACCUAUUAUUGCCUUCUCCCCCCCCACUAAAGGCUGCAACGUUUGUUGUCCACCAAAUAACGUGACUGAUGUGGCCGUGGUGGAUUAAUGGUUAAUGGAGGAAACCGCCAUGCGCUAAUUAAGACGUCGGACCCUUGAACUUCAAAACCCAGGAAUCACCCCCCUUAGACCUAAAUACAGGAUGUUCUUCUCAAAGGACUAUCUGCAAAAAAAAUCUUGAGAAUUGGUGUUUUUAAGAGGGAGUCUUGGUGUCUGAAACCAACAAUGAAAUGACAGAGGGGACCGCUUGAUUAUUCAACAAUUAUUACACUGCGGUCGCUUUGCCGUCGGUGUACAAAAGUUGGCAAUGAGUUUCACAUCUGUUUGUAACAACAGAGUACUUUGAAGUUUGCCUUUGCCUACAGUGGAUGGUCAUUUAGUCUCCAAAAGACAUUUCCUAAGCACUUGGGGACAGACAUUUGUGUUGACUGCAGUCAAGUGUGCAUGGGCGUAUCUGAGUGCUGUUUUGCCAGCAACAUUAACUGCUGUCAUCCCAAAACACAAACUGUUGUGUAUCACUUUGUGGAAUGUUUUUUAACAAUCUCCUAUACAGUGUUUGUUUUACUGUCCAAUAUGAGUUGCUGUGGUUUUUAAUAUAAAAUUGGACAACAAGAACUUUUAGGAAAUCCAUGCAAAUACCAUAAAAAAAACUCUAACGUCUGUGUACAUUUAUUUCUGAUACUAAGUACUGCUCCAGUACUAACUUUACACGAAAGAAAAACAAAGCAAAUAUGUGUUCUGUGUCAUUUCAUGAUGUAUAGAUUUAACUAUACAUGGUGUUGUGUCCGUGUUUUAAAUGUAUUUUAAUAUACCGGAAUAAAAAUGUAUGUAUUUUA